Molecule: messenger RNA, 1054 nt
Organism: Acanthaster planci (crown-of-thorns starfish)
Lineage: Eukaryota; Metazoa; Echinodermata; Asteroidea; Valvatida; Acanthasteridae
Product: thialysine N-epsilon-acetyltransferase-like
Molecular function (GO): N-acetyltransferase activity
Source: RefSeq, a predicted model, not a curated record
GGCGUUAUUAUUGCCAACCGUGCUAACCUGGAAGUAACAGCGUUUACAGUAAGUUGUAUUUUGGCCAUCUUAGCUUUACGCCAGUUUUACAUGAUUCGCGAUUAGAUAGCCAAGUAACAUGGGUUUCCGAUACGUCGUGCGACAGUCAAAGCCCGAGGACUGUGGAAGCAUUCUGAGAUUAAUCAAAGAACUGGCAGAGUUCGAAGGAGAAGAUCCUGAUCGAGCUGUCCAAAACACGGAAGAAGAUUUACAGGAUGACUGCUUUGGAGACCAUGCUUACUUUCGCUGUCUUGUCACCGAGGCAAUCAGUGAUGCAGAUCAUGCGGACAAGGCGGAGAGGGGAACAGUGGUGGGUUAUGCCAUGUACUUCUGUGCAUACAGUGCCUGGAUUGGCAAGCUGAUGUACCUAGAAGAUCUCUUCGUUCAACCUGCACACAGAGUAGACUUGCGGGUAGACAACUUUGGAGACCAUGCCUUCUUUCAGUGUCUUGUAGCCGAGGCAAUCGAUGAUGGAGAUCCCACCGACAAAGCGCAAAGGGGGACAGUAGUGGGAUAUGCCAUGUACUUCUGUGCGUACAGCAGUUGGAUUGGGAGGUUGAUGUACCUGGAAGAUCUAUUUAUUCAGCCAGCACACCAAGGACAAGGUUUAGGAAAAGCAUUGGUCUGCAAGGUUGCACAGAUUGGGUCAGAAAAGGGCUGCAAGGGCAUGCAGUGGGUUGUUCAAGACUCCAACAACAGUGCCCGGCAGUUCUACAACCGGCUCGAUGCUGUUGACAUGACUGCGACGGAUGGCUGGCGAGUCAUGGGGUUACGAGGGGAGAACUUUUCACACGUCGCCAACUCGUUGACAAAUCUGGAAACCAACAACAUCCAGUGGCUUUGUUGAUGUCCCUGUUAAGGUGGCUCCAAUCCUAUGGUGCCACAACCUGCUGGUGGAAGAGUGGUGACGGUCUCAUUACCUUGGAGCAAGUAAAUCAAGAUUAACCCUCCUAUGUUGUAGUCACUCUUUGGGUCAGUUGGUAAACACCUCAAAGAAGCACAGCUGUGUUGUGUU